CUGAGCACUCAGCAGCUUUAGCAGCAGAGGAAGGAGAGAGGGCGAGCAGCGCUGGCAGUGACGCGGCGGAGGUGUAGUUUGACGCGGUGUGUUACGUGGUGGGGAAGAGAAUAAAAAAAGCCCAGCGAGAUCCCAGCCGCGAACGAAAGCAGUGACGGAGGAGAGGCAGUGUAACCCGGUAACUAAAUGACCAUGGAAUCUGGUGCAGAGACUCAACAGAGUGGAGAUGCGGCUGUCACAGAGGCAGAAGCCCAACAGAUGACCAUACAGACCCAGCCACAGAUUGCAACAUUAGCACAGGUAUCCAUGGCAGCUGCACAUGCAACAUCAUCAGCCCCUACAGUGACAUUAGUCCAGCUUCCCAAUGGACAGACUGUUCAAGUACAUGGAGUUAUUCAAGCUGCACAACCAUCUGUCAUACAGUCUCCACAAGUACAGACAGUGCAAAUUUCCACAAUUGCGGAAAGUGAAGAUUCUCAGGAAUCCGUAGACAGUGUUACAGACUCUCAGAAACGCAGAGAAAUUCUUUCCAGGCGGCCGUCCUACAGGAAAAUUUUAAAUGACUUGUCUUCGGAUGCUCCGGGAGUACCGAGGAUUGAAGAGGAAAAAUCUGAAGAGGAGACAUCUGCUCCUGCUAUCACAACAGUGACUGUUCCAACACCAAUCUACCAAACAAGCAGCGGCCAGUACAUUGCCAUUACACAGGGUGGAGCAAUACAGCUGGCUAAUAAUGGCACAGAUGGAGUCCAAGGACUUCAAACAUUAACUAUGGCCAAUACAACAGCAACACAACCUGGAACCACAAUUCUACAGUAUGCGCAAACCACAGAUGGGCAACAAAUAUUGGUUCCUAGCAACCAAGUUGUGGUACAGGCUGCCUCAGGAGAUGUACAGACUUAUCAGAUCCGCACAGCACCUACAAGCACAAUCGCACCGGGCGUUGUUAUGGCAUCCUCUCCGGCCCUCCCUGCUCAACCUGCUGAAGAAGCUGCACGAAAGAGAGAAGUCAGGCUCAUGAAAAACAGGGAAGCAGCACGGGAAUGUCGUCGAAAGAAGAAAGAAUAUGUGAAGUGUCUAGAAAACAGAGUGGCAGUUCUUGAAAAUCAAAAUAAGACACUGAUUGAAGAACUUAAAGCACUAAAAGACCUUUACUGCCACAAAUCAGAUUGAGGGAAUAAUUAACUAUAACUAGACUGGUUUGACCACAAGAAGACAGAAAAUUUAGGGUUUUAUUUUCUAAAUCUUUUUCCCCUAUUUGCAAAACUGCCUGACUGCAACUAGAGGAUUUUAUUCAUCUGUGCUUUUGCAUUAAAACUGUGAAUGCUCCUAGCUCCUGCCUCCAUCUCGAGAUGAGUAAGUGACUCCUGCCUGUCUACCAGAUCAAGAAGAGGAAAAUACUUUAGGUUUAUAUUUUUCAUCCUGCCUUCAGUUUAUUUGCUUUUCUGCUUUGUCCUUCAUAUAUUUGCUUGGCACCUUUAGUGCAGGAAUGGCCUGUAUAUAGAGUAUCUCAGGCCCUUCAUUUUCAGAUACUGCCCCAAGUACACAGUAUACACUUGUAGUGUGAGGACAUGAAGGCAUUUUCUGUUUGCUGUAUUCACUCCAGUAUUUCUCCUUUUCUCACAGAACAUUCUGAUGAUGUGGAAAAUGGUAACCCUUUGUUUAAUUAUUGCCAUUGGUCAAAACGGAGAACUAUUGAAAGCAAAAUGCUUUGAAACCUUUUUUAUGCUUUAGAAGCAGUCAAAUUAUGGUCUGGAGAGCACUUUUUUUCCUCCUCCCCUUCCUCCGUUCUUUUGCGUUUUCCCUCUGGAAUAUCAUGUCAACUGACUUCAAUUUGCCUGUGUUUAGCCAGUGUAAACUUUCAUGAGCAACAUGUACAACCUCCCCAUUUCCGGCCGGCAGUUCUGCUGAUUUACAACACACAGGAGAGCCACUGUAAGCACGCCAAGGUACAUUUGAAGUUGCAGUUCCAGAAGUUUAAAAAAAAGAAACACUCCAUCUUGAACAAUCCUUUAAAAUAUUGGUUUGUGAAGUAUUCAAGUUUAUAAAGAAACAUUAUAUAAUCUAUUGAACUUUGCAACACAUGAAUUUUUCUGGGCAAUUUUAAAACAAAUAAUAAUGUGCAAUUGUUUCUUUGUUUCUAUAUGUACUAUACCCCUAAAACCCAACUCCCCAUCACCAGCAGCCCAUUAUGGAAGAUUUCCAAAUGCAAAAUUAGAGUAAAAUGCCCCCCCCCUCCCCC
Molecule: messenger RNA, 2239 nt
Organism: Pelobates fuscus (common spadefoot toad)
Lineage: Eukaryota; Metazoa; Chordata; Amphibia; Anura; Pelobatidae
Gene: CREB1
Product: cAMP responsive element binding protein 1
Exons: 8
Coding region: 187-1170 (327 amino acids)
Biological process (GO): regulation of transcription by RNA polymerase II
Cellular component (GO): ATF4-CREB1 transcription factor complex; nucleus
Molecular function (GO): protein binding; cAMP response element binding; DNA-binding transcription factor activity, RNA polymerase II-specific
Source: RefSeq, a predicted model, not a curated record